Molecule: messenger RNA, 2094 nt
Organism: Penicillium canescens
Lineage: Eukaryota; Fungi; Ascomycota; Eurotiomycetes; Eurotiales; Aspergillaceae
Product: terpene cyclase/mutase family protein
Exons: 1
Coding region: 1-2094 (697 amino acids)
Biological process (GO): triterpenoid biosynthetic process
Cellular component (GO): lipid droplet
Molecular function (GO): intramolecular transferase activity
Source: RefSeq, a predicted model, not a curated record
AUGGCCGUUCAAACAAAUACCACCACAGAUGAAAAGCACUCAUGCAAGACCCCUGCCUUGUCUAUUACUCCUUACUAUAGGGAUGAGUGGCUCGUCGACCAAGUUCGCUCUUCACUCCAAUUGGCCACCCGAUACGCCUUUAACCGCAGGCACAAUGAUGGCCAUUGGUGUGGCGAGCUCAAGUCCAAUGCCACCAUCACCGCUGAAUAUGUAAUGAUGCGACAGGCUCUGGGGUUAGAUAUGUCGUUGGACCGAGAUGAGCUGGUCGCGUGGUUUUUAGCGGAUCAGCAGAGGGACGGCUCAUGGGCUAUUGCACCUGGAUACCCCGGUGAUGUUUCAACGACAACGGAGGCGUAUUUCGCACUGAAGCUGUUGGGCGCUGAGUUAGACAUGGCACCCUUGCGUCACGCCCGCGAAUACAUCUUGUCUGCGGGCGGGGUCGCCAAAGUCCGCAUCUUCACCCGUAUCUACUUGGCCACAUUUGGUCUGUUCCCAUGGAAAGCGGUGCCAGAGCUACCGGCAGAGCUCAUAUUGGUGCCCGCGAUAGCGCCCAUCAGUAUUUACCGACUGUCUUCGUGGGCCCGCAGUACAAUUGUCCCGUUGCUGAUAGUGAGCCAUCACCGUCCAAUAUAUCCUCUCCCAAACGGGAAAUCGGCAGCAAAUGAUUUCCUAGACGAAAUAUGGCAGGACUCCAGCAACAAACAUGUCCCAUACUCCCCGUCGCUAUGGGGGUUGUGGAAAACGGAUGCCGUUGCCUUCACGUUUACUGCACUUGACAUUGCCCUUCAUUGGGUCGGUGGCCUACGAUCAUCCCCCAGUCGUGCAUAUGCCCGAAGAAAAUGCGUUGAAUGGAUUCUGGAGCACCAAGAAGAGGAGGGGGACUGGGCAGGGAUCUUCCCCCCGAUGCAUGUUGGCGUUCUCGCAUUGUGUCUCGAGGGGUAUAAGCAUGACGACUUGCCGGUAUGGUCCGCACUAGAGGCGAUUGAGCGGUUCGCCUGGCUCGACGGCGGCAAGAAAAGAAUACAAGCGUGUCUGUCGCCAGUAUGGGACACCAUAUUAAUGACCAUCGGGCUCUGUGAUGCAGGAUACAAAGGCCGACUAUCAACAGCGAUAGAUUGGAUUACCAGUCGUCAGCUUCUAGGGACGGAGGGGGAUUGGCGGAUAUACAAGCCGGAUGUUCCGCCUGGUGGCUUCAGCUUUGAGUAUUUCAACAGAUGGUACCCGGAUGUCGAUGACACUGCCGCGGCCAUUUUGGCCAUGCUCAAACAAGAUCCACAAUUGAGGAACUCCUUGCCCGUAAGAAAGGCCGUGGUGUGGAUCCUCGGCAUGCAGAACUGCGAUGGGGGGUGGGGUGCAUUCGACGUCAACAACGACAAGCUCUUCCUCAACAAGAUUCCAUUCAGCGAUAUGGAAAGUCUGUGUGACCCUUCAACAGCUGAUGUCACCGGCCGUAUCUUAGAGGCGUUCGGCCUCAUCAUGCAACUCUCCUUCGGCGAUCCCAGCAAUCAUUCGCUUGACGAUCUAAUCGACCAGAUGAACCUUGCUUGUUGCCGUGCCAUUUCCUAUCUUGCCCAUCACCAGGAGCCUUCUGGGUCAUGGUACGGCCGCUGGGGAUCCAACUACAUAUACGGGACGAGCAACGUACUCUGUGGCCUGGCGUACUUCUCUGCUGGGUGUACCAGUACAGCGCAAGGCGACGAUGCUGUUAAGGAGCACAUAGAUUCCGCAAUUCACUGGUUGAAGUCGAUUCAAAAUCCCGAUGGCGGGUGGGGCGAAACGCUCAUGUCGUACAAAGACGCAAGACUCGCCGGUCAAGGCCCUUCCACGGCAUCACAGACUGCGUGGGCGCUCAUGGGGUUGCUUUCAUCUCUUCCCCCCACAGAAAAGGUGGUACAAGAUGGAGUGAGGUAUCUUUUGCGGACACAAACAAGAGUCGACAAUGAAGGCGAGGCAUCCUGGCCCGAGACACUGUACACCGGGACUGGAUUUCCCAACCACUUUUACCUGGGAUAUUCAUUCUACCCCCACUAUUUCCCGAUGAUGGCUCUCGGACGAUAUGUACAAUUGACAAGGCGACCGGCUCCACAGGCUUGA